AUGCUGACCCACGGCCGAAACGUUUCCUAUGAUAUUCCUGACUCCAAGCUCCCGCAAGUCUCGCAAUGGCUUAUUGGGAACCCUAAUCGAAUCAAUCUGGGCCGGAUCGGUUUGAAAUACAAGGGAGAAACACUAUCUGCAGCAGCUAUCGCAGAGCCAAGACAAGAGCUAGAUCUGUGGAGCGGCAUCAUCACCUCGACUUUCAGAGUCGACGGUAAUACCGUCAAGGUGAUCACACAGGGCGACUUCGCAACCGAUGCCGUUACAUUCAAGAUCGAAUCGGACCUCGUGUCCUCUGGCGACUUGAACAUCGAGCUCGACUUCCCGUACCCGCCGAUUCACACGACAAAGUACAAGUACGAAGUCUUUGCCGGCGUGUACGAUUUCCCGUUGAACCAUACGACUCGAAUCGUCAAUAGUUGCGGGCGAUCCGACCUGGCGCACAUUCACCACGAGUUGCAGGAGACGAGCUACUUUAUCAACUUGCGCUGGCCUCACGAAGCGCCUCUCAACCUCUCCCGGGAUGAAACAGAGGGCUCUGUUAAGAUCAACGCUCAUCGAUACACGCUUUCUCCUGUUGGUGGCAGAAAUCAAACUUCAACUUCAUUGACAUUCACCGCGGACUUUUCACCCCAGAAGCAGGAUCCCAGGCCUCCGGUCGAUGUUCAAGAGGCAAGUAUCGCUGAAUGGCACGAUUACUGGAACGAGGGCGGUUUCGUCGACCUGACCUUGUCAUCGAACCCCAAUGCUACAGAGUUGCAGAGACGCAUCAUUCUGUCGCAGUAUCAUGUCCGCGUCAAUAGUGCAGCAUCCGGCCAAUCACCUCAGGAGAGUGGACUGAUGAACAAUGGGUGGUACGAACUCGCGUAUCAGUCUUCACCGAGCGACGACACCCUCAAGCAAUGGGAUGCAGUCUUGACGGCGACUGCCGACUAUAUGGCAUCAUACGCAUGGAGGAAUGAAAGCUCAGGGCACUAUGACUUGGGUCCACCCUCAUACGGCGUAACUGAGAAUACGCCACCUUCACAGACAUUGAAUUUGGCUUAUGAGAUCGCAUACUGGAGAUACGGACUCGAUCUCGCCCGCGAGUGGAAGAAGAGACUAGGCCAGCCAAUCCCCGAAAAAUGGACAGAAGUAGCCGAGAACCUCGCUCCGCCGCCGCAAGUAGACGGUCUGUACGCGGUGUACGAGGGUUUGAGCAGCACAUGGUGGCAAGACCCAGCUCUCAACGGGGACCCGCGUAGUCUUAUCAUGAUGCAGGGGAUACUACCAGACACCCCUGCAGUCGACCCUGACGUCGCGCUGAAGACCGCGGACAAGGUGUGGGAGGUGUGGACGGACCAGAAGAUCCGCGGCUGGGGACGGCCGGUGCUGGCUAUCAACUCGGCAAGAAUUGGAAACCCGGAGAGGGCUAUUUACCACUUGACGGCGUAUGAUUACUGGAAGUUUGAUGAUGCUGGCUAUGCUAUCCGCGGUGGAGAUGGCGGCACGCCUCCCCCUUUCAUGCCCGGAAACGCUGGGUUCCUAUAUGCAGUCGCAUAUAUGGCUGCUGGCGGGCAAGGGUCAGAGGGCGACGCGCCUGGCUUCCCUAAGGGAGCCGGGUGGGUUGUCAAGCAAGAGGGACUACAAAAAGCACCCUGA
Colletotrichum fioriniae is the source of this 1641-nucleotide messenger RNA. RefSeq lists its product as uncharacterized. The record is from RefSeq and is a predicted model, not a curated record. Gene Ontology annotation, biological process: carbohydrate metabolic process. NCBI's taxonomy places the organism in Eukaryota, Fungi, Ascomycota, Sordariomycetes, Glomerellales, Glomerellaceae.